AUUUGGAUCCUCGCACGUCCAAUUUUGAUUCAUAUCACAUUGACAAAUGUAUUCAGAAUAAGCCAAGAGAAUACUAGUACAAAGCCGUGACUGGUCUUCAUUACAUGAUAUAAAAUUUAUUACGAAGCUUAUACACACAGAAGACAAAGGGUACUUUUCGAUACUUUUCUAUACAACAGUUUAUGCAUUAUAACAAAUAAUCCAAAGUGUUGUCCGUUCACUUACUAUACUGAAAUCGCUGAUCAAUAGUCUAGUAAAUAAAAGAGUUUUUUUAUAUUCUUGAAAAAAAGUCUCUAGAAAUCGGGACCGCCCAAAACAUCAAGAUCCAAUUACAUCUCCCUCUUGAAUCUGGUCAUAUGGUCCUAAUUAUCGGCUUGUUUUUGUUCGUUAAUUUUACUUUUUGUACUAUACAAAUGUUCAGCAGAACUCACAUGUCUUCCGAUGACUUUGACUUAUUGGAUGUGAUUGAUCUAGAUCUUGUCUCAAAUAGCGGGUCUGCCGUAUGGCAUACAGAGAGAAAGACACUACCUCUGGAUCAAUCGGCGACUAGAUACAAUAUAACACUGGAUAGUGUUACUGAUGAGGAAUUACAACGUUUAACUCGAUCUCUUAUCACUCCAGUCCCUUUUCAAAAAAAUCAAGAUUGUGAAAAAGAGACUCAAGUUCCUUCUGGCUCUUCGGGUCGGCAAACUACUUCGUCAAAAAGUAACUCUUUACAUCAAAUUCCUUCCUUGCGAAGUGAAAGUGUUACUCUUUUCAAACGUUUGAACAAUGAUGAUGCGGUAUCCGUUGAUUUUGCCAAUGACUUGAACGAAUUUAUUGAUCCCAUCUUACUAGAAGGAGUAAUCUCGCGGCCUGUAAGCAGAGUUCCAACAAAAAGUGUAUCAGGAGACCGCCCAAAGGCAACGGCUAACGAUCAUCACGAUCUCAGCAGCAGCGGUGUACAAAGCAGUAGGCGGAAAUACUCUCUGGAUUCAAUUCCAACCUCGUCUUCUGGUAUCAAAAAUGAGAUGUGGAUAAAUCAAGAAACAUUAUUAGAUGAUAUCAAGCAGCGAAACGAUCUUGAUAUAGGAAUACGCCAAAUUGAUCAACAAAAUAAUCAUCAUUCAGUUUCGAACAACAACUUAAAAACUGAAAAGUAUUUGCCCUUAAAAGAGAGAGAGGUAAAUUCACGGAUUAUGGACCAUCAACGAUUAUUAGAACCCAAACGACAUAGCGUGGAUGCUGAAAUGUUACUAGCUCUUCGACGAGACAGUGACGCUUUACUGAACCGACGACGAUCCUUAUUAAAGCUUCAAACCAUAACAAACUCAGAUUAUAAUAAUGGAUCUCGCGAUAUAACAGAAAUACCGACGUCUAUGUUCAACACUGUCGAUCGUAAUAAACCUUUAUCUCUACAUACCAUUCCAUCGUCCCCAACUAGAGGUGAUAUGUUGUCAGCGAAAACAAUGACUGGUGCACGCGAAUAUCAUCCUCAGUAUGAGGACAAGGACAAGACUGAAUUUAUAAGCAAUAAUGAUAAAUCACCGUCUGGAUUUGUUCAUAGUUAUCCCCGACUGUAUAUGAAUACAAGUGAUAACAGCAGCAAGAGAACACGGUCUAUUUCAUAUCCUUAUCAAGGCAAAAAAAGUGAAAGCAGUGUUCAUGUUAUCCGCGAUAAGAACUGGAGUACAGGCAAGUAUAUUUAUAAAUAAAUACAGCACAAGUCUUCGAACAUUGCAAAAUUAAGAUCAAGUAUACUUCAUUUUGAGCCAGGCACCUCAACGCAUAAAACAAACAUCCUGGGAUCACCUGUGGUCUUUUCUUCUUGUAAAGAUCAAGUA
Molecule: messenger RNA, 1823 nt
Organism: Halteromyces radiatus
Lineage: Eukaryota; Fungi; Mucoromycota; Mucoromycetes; Mucorales; Cunninghamellaceae
Exons: 5
Coding region: 357-1694 (445 amino acids)
Source: RefSeq, a predicted model, not a curated record